UAUUGUAAACAAACUCGUUGCUGCUAAAUAUUUUAAUUAUUUUUCUUCGGUAAAGAUGUCCUCCGACUUAGUAGCAACCUGGAACCUGAGUCUGCCUGAUGGUAAACACAAAGUGGAGUUUGAACACGGAACCACUUCUGGAAAACGAGUUAUUAUCGUAGAUGGCAAAGAAAUUCACAGAGAAGAUUGGAUGUUUAAACUCGUUGGGAAAGAACACUUUAGUGUUGGAAAAGCAAAGUGUACAAUAUCAAUAGAUGCUUGUUCAGGCUUUGCCUACGAAUACACAUUGUCAGUAAAUGGCAAAUCACUGGAAAAGUUCAGUGAAAAUCAGAGUAAAAUAAUGAACUGUUGGUGUUUUACACUUGGAUCAAAGAGCAGUACACCAUUUAGGGUAGUUUUAGAAAAAAAUACACUUGAUGUAUGGGUAAAUGGAAAGAAAAUGGAACAGUUCGAAGCAUUUUCUGACAAUACAGACUUUGGAGCAGAGAUAAAUUUUGUUCUUGGUGAUACAGGACGUCCAGCAUGCAUAAGGACAAGAAGUAGUGGGAAAAAACGGGAUGGUAUGAUACAUGAACUUUUCAUUGAGGGCAGUGACGAGCCAAUUCCACAUGCAAAAGAAUUUCAUUAGCAUUGCAACAUUUUUUUAUACUCAAACUAUUUUAGGAAGGACAGUUAUUGCCUAGGUUCUAGACCUCCCCAGAUUAAGAAAUAAGUUAUUGCAUAAUACCUAUUUUGCUGAGAUCGUCACACCACCUACUCUUCUCAUUUGCCAAUUAGGCAGUUUUUAGAUCUAUUCAGAGAAUAUCGAGAGCUGUUCUACUCACCAGAGCAUGGGAGUUUGCAUCACUCCUUGGUUAAAGUUUUGCAAAUAAGGUCAUUUCUCAGUAAUCAUUUGCAUGUAUUGGAUUGAAAGUUCACUUAAAGCUUCUUAGUCAUUAAAGUCUACUUAAUUAAAGUAAGAUAACUGCUGGUUUACUUUAAUAUAUAAGACAGUUAUGGUCCUUUUUUGACUUGGAGAUUUAGGUUAAAGUUUUACAUGCAACUUUAACUCUCAAACUGCUACAUGUAUCAGAUUGAAACUUUACAGAAUGCUUCCCAGUCAUCAACCCUACUGACAUAACCAAGUUAGAUAACUCUUGGUUAAAACAAAUAUAAAUUUACAUAUGAACCGUGCCAUGAGAAAAUCAACUUAGUGGCUUUGCAACCAGCAUGGAUCCAGA
This is a messenger RNA of Mercenaria mercenaria, 1220 nucleotides long. Its product is annotated as fas apoptotic inhibitory molecule 1-like. NCBI's taxonomy places the organism in Eukaryota, Metazoa, Mollusca, Bivalvia, Venerida, Veneridae. The record is from RefSeq and is a predicted model, not a curated record. Gene Ontology annotation, biological process: negative regulation of extrinsic apoptotic signaling pathway via death domain receptors; positive regulation of neurogenesis; canonical NF-kappaB signal transduction. The coding region runs from base 56 to 628 and encodes 190 amino acids. The transcript is spliced from 5 exons.